AUGGCAAUCGCAGAGGUCAAAAAGAGAAUGCACCCUUUAUUGACAUGUGGGUAUUCUGCAUGUCACAGAAAUCAUUGCAUGGAGGCGAGGGAUGAUGGAGCGGAUGCGGCUGAAGAGUGUAGGGGGCUGCUACAAGCGAAAUAUUUCAUAGUUUGUUGCAAAUGUCUGCAGUACAGAAUCGAGCUUCCGAUUCGUCUUUGCUUCCUCGCCAUUAUCCAAAUUCCAUUUUCCAACUUUCAUAUUCACUCUUCACCCUACACAUUGGCCAACACUAUGUCUGCCACGCCUAGUUCCCGAGAUAGCUAUGCGGUUAUGAGCUUCACUGGUGGCUCCUCAUCGCCUGCUGAGAAACCGAUAUACUUUGCUGCCGUUGCAAUCAGCCUACUCAAUAUUCCAGCCAUUUUAUAUGCACUCUGGAACCGGAAAUACUUGCCGAUUAAAGUGAAAAACGUGUGGGUCACAGCUGUUAUUGGGUUUGGCUGCUGCAUCUUCAACAUCAGCUAUGGAGCAGUUUCUGGAAUGGCAGGAUACGAGGGUAUCUUUUCACAUUGCAAACUGUGGUCGGCUUGGAUGAUGUUAGCAUUGGGACUCGGUAUCAUGUUGCCAGCAAUGGUUCUUCGCCUCGUAUUCUACUACCGUGUUUUCAUCUUAAAAACUGGCGCGGCUGGCCCUGGAAGCGUACUUGCCAAGCAUAUCAAAAUGUACUGGCCGUUCUACAUUCUCUGGUUGCCCCUAUUGUGCGUCUGUGUAGUGGCCGAAAUCCUACCGGACAAGCAUACGAUCUUCAAGAUCAAUAUCCAAGGAGCAGAUGUGUGCAUGAUGGCUUCACCCUUAUCGUACUUCAUCAUCAGCUACUACUGCUUCAUGGCGCUUCUCGCCUGCGGAAUGUACAUCCGUAUGCGCUCGGUCGCCAAAGUCUUCAAUGAGUUCAAGCUGGGUCUCUGGAUUGUCGCCACGUUCCUCAUCAACUGUGCGUUUGACCUGACAAUCGUGUUCAUGGGUGGUUCAAAGUAUCCUUGGGGUCGGAUUGUACCAACUAUCCUGUACUUGCUCACUUACAACGGAUACUUCUGGCUAAUCAUUGGUCCACCGAUUUUUAACCACAUGUUCCGCCGUGAAGCAGCAUUGAGAGAGAUUAUCGAUACUAUGCACAAGGACGGAUUCCUUGCUCAGCAAGGGCAACUAGGAAACGUCCGCCGCAACCUCUAUGGUCUCAACACUACAUCGUCGGCUACCAAAAUGAGCACCCCUAUCCACAGCAAAACGCCAUUUGAGCAAUCAGCACGCUUGGAGAGUAUGCGAGGAGAAAACUUCCCCUACGAGCGGAUGGAGACAAGCAACCAUACAGACACAAGCUUGAACACUCCUGAGUCAUUAUAUAGUAAAACCAACCGUUACAUUAUCUAGUUUUAU
Molecule: messenger RNA, 1413 nt
Organism: Linderina pennispora
Lineage: Eukaryota; Fungi; Kickxellomycota; Kickxellomycetes; Kickxellales; Kickxellaceae
Exons: 1
Coding region: 1-1407 (468 amino acids)
Source: RefSeq, a predicted model, not a curated record